Molecule: messenger RNA, 853 nt
Organism: Drosophila sechellia
Lineage: Eukaryota; Metazoa; Arthropoda; Insecta; Diptera; Drosophilidae
Product: 28 kDa heat- and acid-stable phosphoprotein
Exons: 2
Coding region: 209-784 (191 amino acids)
Source: RefSeq, a predicted model, not a curated record
UAGAAAAGCACCACAUGACUUUUAAUUCAAAACAUUUCUGGAGAGAAGACAACAAAGUGUGUUUGAGCAGCUAUUGAAAUUUUAUUUUCAAGCAGAUAUUAUCACAUUUCUAUCAGAGUUUCUACGGCUCUGUGCAGUUGGGCUUAUAGUUGUUUAAGCCACGUGCUAUUAAAAGGCUUAUUAGAAAGGCAUAAACAAACCGAUCAUCAUGCCACGAGGAAAGUACGCAAGCUACAAGGGUCGCACUCGCCAGUUCACCUCUCCCGAGGAACUGCGCCAGAAGUCAGAGGACGAUUACGACCAGGUCAGCGGCUCUGGGUCAGAUAGCGAUGAUAAAGAAGCAGCCAGGGAGGCCAAGUCAUCCUCCUCCAUAGCAAAGAAUGGCGCCUUGCAAAAAGCGACUCGUAAUCAGAAAUCCUCGUCAGAUGAGGUGGACAGUUCUUCCGAGGAAGAAACCGAAUCUCGUGUUGCCAAAAAGGGCGUGGCUUCACUGAUUGAAAUCGAUAAUCCCAACCGGGUGCCCAAUAAGGGGCCACAAAAGAUGUCAGCCAUUAUGCUCAAUCCUACCAAGACGGGGCCAUCCCGCCGUGAUCGAGAGCAGGACAAGGAUCAGAGUGCUCGCAAGCGUUACGAGAAACUCCACGUCGCUGGAAAAACCACCGAGGCUAUGGCCGACUUGGCCAGGCUGGCUCUGAUCCGGAAGCAGCGCGAAGAGACCGCUGCCAGGCGUGAAGCGGAGAAGAAAGCAGCCAAUGUGGUCACCAAGAAGCCGUUUGCCAAGUAGAGAAUCCAUCUCAUAAAGCUUCCAUUCCCCAAACGGGAAUGAAUAAAUAAAUAAAACAAUGACAAGAAA